Messenger RNA from Temnothorax curvispinosus, 2008 nucleotides. RefSeq names its product cGMP-dependent protein kinase, isozyme 1-like. Gene Ontology annotation, molecular function: ATP binding; cGMP-dependent protein kinase activity. The record is from RefSeq and is a predicted model, not a curated record. NCBI's taxonomy places the organism in Eukaryota, Metazoa, Arthropoda, Insecta, Hymenoptera, Formicidae. Gene Ontology annotation, biological process: protein phosphorylation. The annotation marks the transcript as partial. The transcript is spliced from 10 exons.
CGUUCUUUUACUUGUAGGAGUGCGAGGCAAAUUAAAAGGGCCAUUUUGGAGAACGAAUUUCUGGGUAAUCUUGAAGAAAAUCAAGUGGAAGCACUCGUCUCCGCCAUGUAUCCCAAACAAAUCCCAGCUAAUACACUGGUCAUCCGAGAGGGCGAUAUAGGUUCGCACUUGUACGUGUCGGCGGAAGGAGAUUUCGACAUUUACGAAGGGAACAAAUUCCAAAGAAGUUUCGGACCAGGAGUCGCAUUCGGAGAGAUCGCUCUGUUGUACAAUACGAAAAGACUUCGAUCUAUUAGCGUAAAGAAAGCUGGAAAAGUAUGGGUGCUCGACAGAUCAGUAUUUCUAACCAUAAUGAUGAGAACGGCUCAGGAACAACUGGAGGGCAACAUCCGCUUCCUCCAACGCGUUUCCGUUCUCCAAAAACUUCCAGAACCUAAGGACCACGUGCUCGCGAAGAUAUCCGACCUCAUACGAGUAGAAUUUUUCCCGGCUGGAGCGAAAAUACUGCGGCAGGGCGAGAAGGGUGAGAAAUUUUAUAUAAUCAGCGGCGGCAACGUGCGGAUCACCAAAGACACCGAGUACGGAGGCGAGGAGGAACUAGUGGUCCUCGGAAAGGGAGAUUAUUUCGGCGAAUUGGCUCUCUAUGAUGACGGUGGAGAACGACGUGCCAACGCGAUCGCGCUUGCACCUGGUGUCGAAUGCUUGACACUGGAUAGAACGUCCUUCCUGAACUAUCUGGGCAGUCUGGAUGAGAUUCGUAACAAGGACUGGUUGGCGGAAUACGAGAAGCAAAAGCGUUCGUUGACUCCGAAGAAGUGGACUAACGAGUACGCGAAUUUAACCUUGAUGGACCUUGAGACGAGGGGAACGUUAGGAGUUGGUGGAUUCGGUCGUGUUGAACUGGUCACACUCAGGUCCGAUCCAAAUAAGAGCUUCGCUCUGAAGAAACUCAAGAAGAAGGUCAUGGUCGAGCAGCAACAGCAAGAACACGUGCUGAACGAGAAACACAUUAUGCAAGCGUGCGAUUCUCCUUUCAUAUGCAAACUUUAUCAAACAUACAAGGAUAAUAAAUACGUCUAUUUUCUCAUGGAAGUAUGUCUCGGCGGUGACGUUUGGACGACCCUUCAAAGGAGGCGUUAUUUCGACGACGCCACCGCGCAAUUUAUGGUCGGCUGCGUGGUGGAAGCCCUCGAUCAUCUUCAUUCAUUAAACAUCGUUUAUCGGGAUCUCAAACCGGAAAAUCUUAUGCUCGACACGCGUGGCUACUUGAAGCUGGUGGACUUUGGUUUUAGUAAGAAAAUUGGCCCAGCUAAAACGUGGACUUUUGCCGGCACGCCCGAGUAUGUCGCACCAGAAAUUAUCUUGAACAAAGGACACGACAGAGCGGUGGAUUAUUGGGCUCUCGGUAUCCUAACGCACGAGCUUCUCGUCGGUAAGCCGCCUUUCCGAGGAGCCGAUCAUAUGACGACUUACAACAAAAUCCUGAAGGGUAUCGAGAUGGUUGGUAUACCGAGCAUCGUCAACAAAAACGCUAAUAAUAUCAUCAAAAAGCUACUUCGUUUGAACGCCUCGGAACGACUGGGUUAUCAACGAAACGGGAUACAGGACAUUCGCGAUCACAAAUGGUUUUCCGGAUUUAACUGGCAAGCGCUUCAGAGAUUGGCUCUACCGGCUCCCAUUGUACCAACGGUACGACAUCAACUCGACACACGGAACUUCGAAAGAUAUCCGCCUGACCGCGAUAUUCCACCAGACGAAUUUUCCGGCUGGGACAUCGAAUUUUGAGAAUAAGUUCUCAAUAUAACGAAACUACACGAUAGAUAUAAUAAUUGUACGAUCUUUACUGCGUUAUUAAUCUAAGAAAUGCAUUUGUUAACCCGUUUAUAUUGUUAUAGAAAUAUUAGCUCUUUUAUUAAUUGUUACUAAAAAAAUAAUGACAGAGAUACUAAAAUAAUCGUAUCGACACAAUUUCGAAAUGUAAAAAUGAAUAAGCUGCAUUGUCGAUUAA